Molecule: messenger RNA, 674 nt
Organism: Aphanomyces astaci
Lineage: Eukaryota; Oomycota; Saprolegniomycetes; Saprolegniales; Verrucalvaceae
Exons: 3
Coding region: 31-612 (193 amino acids)
Cellular component (GO): axoneme; ciliary base
Source: RefSeq, a predicted model, not a curated record
CUGAAACGGCAGUCCGGAGACCACUCUACCAUGCCGCCGCCGACAACGACGACGUACACGAGUGAAAAGGACGUGCGCGCCAUGGACAUUGGACACAUUCAGGACGAAAUGAUCCGGGAACUGAUGUUGUACAUUGCCGGCGCCGACUUUCAAUCAACGUUCGAAGCGUUCUUCCUCAAGCACGCGCUUCGGUUCAGCGACGACGACGAGCACAAGCUCGAAUACACCGACCUGUUUAUGCAAUUCCAGGACCUCUUUGAAGACUUUAUGAAACAGUUCUACGACAAGCACAGCAUCACGGAAGCUGAGUUUGGCAAGCGCUGCCGAUCGGCGGUCAAGAACGACCAAAAGGCCAGCGAGUACCUCGAGGUGGUGCUGGCAUCGAUGGACUACCAAGCAUUUUUCAACCUGAUGAAGUUUAUGCGUCGACGGGCUAAGGCCGAGCCUAAGCCAGCCGCCAAGCGCAAAAUCAGCAGCAGCUCGACCAAGGAGUCUGAAGGGGACGAGAAGCGAGUGGACGAAGUCGACGAGGAAGCAACGGGGGAUGAAGGGAAGGCGUUCUUUCAGGAUGACGACGACGACGAGAGUGCGAAGGAAUCCAAGCGGAAAUAGCCCCGCGACUGCAUAUGAUGGUGUAAUGUAUGGAUGGUUGUUGUACUCUAAAUGAGCAUGCA